UGUCCCUUUAAGAGACCCGGAAACGAUUUCUCCGUGUGUGUUCACUGGUCACGGGUCCCAAACAGAAAGCUGAGCUCCCUCCCUGAGAUGAUAUCCCACCCUGUGAUUUGGGCUUUUCGCAGCAGUGUGAGGUGCUGGAAACACCGAGCUCUCCUCAAAGCAGCUCCGUGGGCCUCGGACAUCCGCGGUUGGCGCUGGUAUUCCUCUCCGAGUCGUGGUGGUGUCACGGGCAUGGAUGAGAUCCUGGCGCGGGUUGUUGCACCUUUACCCACCUACGAGACGAGAGACAAAUCCCCUCCUCCUCCAGAGUCUAACAGUUUGGAGUUCAUGCUCUUCUACAGCAGCCUCGACAAAGAAGGCAAAGUGGAUGUGUUGGCGAAGCUGUCCCAGGACUUCGGAGUAGACCAUAAAGGAGCUUCAGAGCUCGCACUGAGGUUGCUGGACACCCAGCUACGAGACGUGGGGACCAUCUUACAGGUCGAAGACAGGCUGCGGUACAGCCUCACCCCCAGAUAUAAACAGUUACUGAACCAUAUAAGCAGGGCUGAGGGGGGAGUGAAAUUCCUGGUGGAUCUCCGAGCUGAUGUUCUUGAAAUAAUCGCCUCCAAAGCGAACGAGAGCCCACAGAUCAGGGACCUGAACGGCACGCUGAAGAGUUUGCUGUCUGAGUGGUUCUCUGUGGGUCUGCUCCGACUGGAGAGAAUCACUUGGCAGUCCCCCUGUGAGAUCCUGCAGAAGAUCAGCCAUUACGAGGCAGUGCACCCUGUGAGGAACUGGACCGACCUGAAGCGCAGAGUGGGGCCUUACCGCCGCUGUUAUGCCUUCACCCAUGCCGCCAUGCCAGGAGAGCCGCUGGUUGUUCUACACGUGGCUCUCACCGAAGACAUCUCAGAUAACAUUCAGAGUAUCGUCCGGGAGUUUGCCACUCUCGACUCUGAGGAGGAUGUGAACAAGAUAAAUGCUGCAAUUUUCUACUCCAUCUCCUCCACCCAGGCUGGCCUGCAAGGGGUGGAGCUGGGCAACUACCUCAUCAAGAAGGUGGUGCGAGAACUACAGAGUGAGUUCCCUCACAUGGGCCAGUUCUCCAGCCUGUCUCCAAUCCCAGGCUUCUCCUCCUGGCUCCAGGGCCUGCUGAGCCAGUACAAGAAGGAGAGCCGGGGCUCUGACCUCCUCUCUGAGCAGGAGUGGAAGGAGGUGGAACAGGCCACAGACGCAGAACCGGGCGUCCCUGCCAUCGAGGCUCUUCGUAAGCUGAUUGGCACAAGUGAGUGGAUGCACUCGGAGCGGCUGUCCCGCGUCCUGGAGCCCGCCCUGAUGCGUCUCUGUGCCUGGUACCUGUACGGAGAGAAGAGGCGGGGCUACGCUCUCAACCCGGUGGCCAACUUCCACCUGCAAAACGGCGCCACCAUGUGGAGGCUGAAUUGGCGCGCCGAUACCAGCCCGAGGGGAGUUGGGAACUCCUGUGGUAUCAUGGUGAACUAUCGAUACUUCCUGAACGAGACCUCUAAAAACAGCGCUCUGUACCUGCAGAAUAAAACCAUCACAGCGUCAGAGCAGGUGCUGGGACUGGUGAACCAGUUCCAGAAGAACAGCAAACUGUGAGGCGGGGACACGCUCCUCUGCCCUCCUCUGCUUUGUUAGAUUGCACUUAAUUUCAGUGAUAAGGUGACUUUAUUUUGUUUAAUUUAUUUUUAAUUUACAUGUUUGGUUAGAUCCAUGAAACGGCUUGGGAAUGGACUAUUACAGACGAUAAGGUUUUUAAUUGAAAUGAGAACAUCUCUCAUGUAACGUGUGGCCUCCUUUCUCCUGUAUGCAGUGCAGUGGUUAGACUCUCUGCGUCAUUAGGUCCCUGGUUGAAGCUGUUGAUAAUGUGUAAGUGCUUUGCAGGCUGAGAGAGUGUGGCUAAUGAAGCGUGAGGCAUCUAUCAAUGCUAUGCCAUGUUCCUGGAUAACAGUGUGUGUAAUGGUGAAGCAGGCAGGAGCAAUGAGGGAGCGCAGCUACUGGAAUAAAUGAUGCUGAGAUUCUUUCAUUUGGCUGAACAGACUCUCUGCACACAUGUUGGACACUGGCUGAGGAUUGGUUCCUCUUGUUGGCUUUAAAAACACCUGCUGUUAAAUUCUUAAUUUCUCCUUAUGCUCAAUACAACACUGGGCAGAAUUACAAACUGUAAAUCUUAUUUGGUAUAAUAAAUAACUGAAUGUUUUUUCUGCCACUUAUCAUGACUGCACAUUUCACAGGGGAUGCUCUGGGCUGCAGCCUGCUGGUGUCUAAAAUCAGGGGGAUUCUUUGAUAAUCAUGCCUUCACAUCAACACACACUCACACUCACACACACCAACAGCAGCCUCUCCAGAGAACCAUCACUGAUGCUCUAACCGCUCUGUACAGGUGCCAAGCAGGGCUCAUAUCAGCCCACGUCCCAUUGUUGUGAAAUAAUAUAUCACAGCAAGUUGACUGUGAAAUUACAUUUUAUCUCUCCGAGGAGCCAAACUUUCUUUUCAUUUUUUCACACUCUCUAUCUCUCCCCCCUCUCACCCCGUGCUGCCGUGUGUCCUAGAAACUAAUGGAGUGAGAAAUAAAGUUAAAGUAAAUGGUUA
This is a messenger RNA of Notolabrus celidotus (New Zealand spotty), 2595 nucleotides long. It is a transcript of the gene mlycd, whose product is annotated as malonyl-CoA decarboxylase. The transcript has 5 exons. Gene Ontology annotation, cellular component: peroxisomal matrix; mitochondrial matrix. Gene Ontology annotation, molecular function: malonyl-CoA decarboxylase activity. NCBI's taxonomy places the organism in Eukaryota, Metazoa, Chordata, Actinopteri, Labriformes, Labridae. Gene Ontology annotation, biological process: acetyl-CoA biosynthetic process; malonyl-CoA catabolic process; fatty acid biosynthetic process. The record is from RefSeq and is a predicted model, not a curated record. The coding region runs from base 88 to 1602 and encodes 504 amino acids.